AAUGUGUGUAUGUAAACACACAGUAAUAUAUAUAUAUCCAGAUAAAUAUAGAUGUGUGCGUAUGUGUGAAUGACACGUCAUGCGUGAAUUGACAGUUCAAUCAGUUCAAUUAAUAGUGCCACGACACAAGGUAACGCACAGGUUGGUACAGGUUGCUUAACCUUACAAGACUGCAAUAUUGUUCAUCACUUUCAUCGGGGCACACUUACCACGAUGAUAUAAGAAAAGCACUGUAUUGUAAUUUCCACCUUGAUACAUAUCAAAAUUUAUAUAAUAAUAUUGAAAAGAGUAAGUAUUAACUAAGGAACAUGUAUAACAAUACCAAGCUCACAUUAUUUCUCAGACGUUAUGUGUGAUUGUAUAUGUGAUAUAUAUGUGCCAAAGAUUCGUGAAUCUCAACAAUACAAUGAUAAUAAACUUACAAUUAUAGAUAUUGAUGUGGAUGCUGCACUGAUUGAAAUUAAUUGUUUAGAAAAUACCAUGUUGGAUAAUUCUACUGCCAUUCGACGUCCAAAAGGUUCCGUUAAUGGAACUGAAAGGAAUGUUAGACGAAAGACACCAGCAAUGGAACACAGCCAGUCACAUGAUGUUUGGAAUGUGGAUCCAGAACACUUGACACUCUGGAAACAUCCUAUUAUAACGUUAUAUUAUUUCUUUAGUGAAGUGGCCAUUAAUGUGCUUAGUUUAGCGAAGAAAACGUUACUUUACAAAAGAACAGUGUGCGCUGUAAUUUCAAUUGUAAUACUAUUUCUCCUAUCAGGCAGAAUAUCUGGCCCACAACAGGAGAUUUUUAAGUUGUGGGAGGCCAAAGUAAUCUGGUGGUUAUAUUGGGUAGGAUUAGGUGUAUUAUCAAGUGUAGGUCUCGGAACAGGUUUGCACACUUUCGUGUUGUACUUGGGGCCGCACAUAGCGGCCGUUACUAUGGCGGCAUACGAAUGCGGUGCUCUGAACUUUCCCGAACCGCCAUAUCCUGAUCAGAUAGUAUGCCCGACGAAAAUUGACCCGCUUUGGGUAGUAGAUAUAUUAAAUAUUAUGAAAAAAGUACGCGUAGAAGCCAUGCUAUGGGGGGCUGGCACUGCACUUGGUGAAUUACCACCAUAUUUCAUGGCUAGAGCCGCAAGAAUGAGCGGACAAAAUAGUAAGAGUGACAAUUUCGACCAAGAAGAUUUAAGAGAGUUAGAAGCCCUGGAAGCGUUAGAAAAUGGUGAGAGUAUACCGUUUGUAACGCGUAUAAAACUAACAAUGAAGCGAUUCGUUGAGAAAGCUGGAUUUUGGGGCAUAUUGGCUUGUGCAUCGAUCCCAAAUCCACUAUUUGACUUAGCUGGUCUGACAUGUGGUCAUUAUCUCAUUCCUUUCUGGACAUUUUUUGGCGCGACGCUGAUUGGAAAGGCUGUUAUUAAGAUGCACAUACAACAAUUAGCAGUAAUCAUAGCUUUCAAUGAAGAGCUUUUAGAUAAAUUUAUCAGCUUGUUAGCGAUAGUACCAUUUGUCGGUGCAAAAUUCCAAGAGCCAUUAAAAAGAUAUUUUGUUGAACAGAAACAUAAGCUGCAUGAUAAAUCGUCUAUGGACGGAACUACUACAAUAUCAUGGCUGUUUGACAAAUUUGUCACACUAAUGAUCGGUUACUUCUUAAUAACAAUUAUACACGCGUUAGCGCGAAAUCAUCAUCGUAGACGAACCAAACCAGCGAUUGAUUGAAAUUUAAGAAACAUAGAAUAAUUAGAAUGAUAAAAUAAGUUCCACAAACAACCCACAUACAAAUAAAUAUAAUAUGUUUUUAUGGUAAAAAAAGGAUAAGAUAUAUAAGAAUACAGGAAAUUAAUUAAAAUUUUCAUUUACUAUGGUUUUAACGUUAUAAAACAGAUAUAUACUGUACACGAGAGCUGAAUAUCUUAAGUAACUAUUUUUUUCGUUGAUUGUACGUUUAUUUUGUUACAAUAUUCUGUAAAUAUCGAACAUAUUGCUAUUCAAAGUUUGAAUUAUAUGUAUAGACUAGUUUUUAUGAAUCAAGAUUUAGCGAAAUCUUUAUCAUAAUUGAACCAAAUCAGCGAUCGAUUAAAAUUUAAGAUAUAGGAUAAUUAGAAAUGUCAAAUAAGUUCCACAAACAGCCCAUAUAUAAAUAUAACAUGUUUUUAUGGCAAAAAAUAAGAUAUAUAAGAAUACAGAAAA
Linepithema humile (Argentine ant) is the source of this 2169-nucleotide messenger RNA. RefSeq names its product vacuole membrane protein 1. Gene Ontology annotation, biological process: autophagy; Golgi organization. The record is from RefSeq and is a predicted model, not a curated record. Lineage: Eukaryota; Metazoa; Arthropoda; Insecta; Hymenoptera; Formicidae. Gene Ontology annotation, cellular component: endoplasmic reticulum; endomembrane system; membrane.